Molecule: messenger RNA, 1062 nt
Organism: Nymphalis io (European peacock)
Lineage: Eukaryota; Metazoa; Arthropoda; Insecta; Lepidoptera; Nymphalidae
Gene: Rrp42
Product: exosome complex component RRP42
Exons: 6
Coding region: 121-1044 (307 amino acids)
Biological process (GO): U4 snRNA 3'-end processing; U5 snRNA 3'-end processing; exonucleolytic trimming to generate mature 3'-end of 5.8S rRNA from tricistronic rRNA transcript (SSU-rRNA, 5.8S rRNA, LSU-rRNA)
Cellular component (GO): nuclear exosome (RNase complex); cytoplasmic exosome (RNase complex)
Source: RefSeq, a predicted model, not a curated record
AAUAUUGAUCACUACUAUACUAUAUCACCACUACGUUUUGCUGUAAUAGUGUAAACAAAUAUACCGUGCACGUGCUGUACUUUGUUAUUAAAUAUUCUAAUAGCUCAAGCUUAUUAAAAAAUGGCGGGACUUCUACUAAGUCCGACAGAAAAAUUGUAUAUAUUACAUGGUGUUCAGGAUGACUACCGUUCAGAUGGCAGAUCAAAUAUUGAUUAUAGACAUAUGGAACUUGAAACUGAUGUGGUAAGCCAUGCUAGUGGAUCAGCGAGACUCCGACUUGCUAACACAGACAUCCUCGUAGGUGUGAAGACAGAGAUAGAUGAACCUAAACCUGACAAUCCAGGAUUGGGAAAAAUUGAAUUUUUUGUUGAUUGUUCAGCAAAUGCAACUCCAGAGUUUGAAGGUCGAGGUGGAGAACAACUUGCCAAUAUGAUAUCUAAUUUGAUGCAACGUGCUUACCACUCUUCUCAAGCAUUUGACUUAAAACAGUUGUGUAUUUUAGAAGGAAAACAGUGCUGGAAACUUUAUGUUGAUAUCUUGAUUUUAGAAUGUGGAGGCAAUCUGUGUGAUGCAGUAUCACUUGCCGUUAAAGCAGCAUUGUUUAACACAAGAAUACCAUUUGUGAAAGCAGCUCUCAUGGAUGGAGGCAGUGUUGACUUUCAACUCUCAGAUGACCCAUAUGAUUCUAAAUUGUUAGAAGUCGGCAAUGCACCACUUUUGGUGACGCUUUGUAAAAUCGGAAAUAAAUGUGUGGUAGAUCCAUCAGCUGAAGAGGAAAGCUGUAGUGUUACAUCUUUGAUAAUCGGCAUUACUGGCAACCCAAAGUACUAUAGCCAAGAAUCGGAUUCACCUAAUCUUGAGUGUAAAUGCAGCACAAUUGGAAUGAAUGGUCCAGGAAGUGUUACCUCUGAGACUUUUAAAACAGCUGUUACCCAGGGAAUCAUUGCAGCUAAAUGCUUAGAUGAAGCUUUGGGCAAUGCCCUUUUGCGCGAAAGACAAGAAAGUGGGUGUCGCAAGAAAAAUUCUUAUGGAUUCCUGAAAUAAAAUCUAUGAAUAAAUGAG